AUGGCUUCGCGCACAGAUGAGGACGUCAUAUCCUACUCCCAGCAAACGGUCGACUAUUGGACUGGACUUGUUCGUACCAACCUGGCCAAGGUGAUCAUAAGCGCCGACAGCGACAACCAAGCUGAAAACGAUGAUGUCGCCAUUGAUGAGGAGUUUCUCAAUGCGCCUCGCCGUCGAUCAGCGCGACACGAGCUUGCACAUAUCGUCGCCUCCGAUUUACAUCCGUCGGCCACCCCACAAGAUGUUGGGUCCAUCAUCCAGUACGAGAAAGACAUAGUCAUGCUCAGAGCAAUGGUGUUGAAGCAACGUCGUAAAGCCAUCGAAGAUGCCACAGCUCAUAAUGCGAAAACGCACUGGGUGAAGAGGAUAUCGAAGCAGGGCGCGUGGGACGAGGUCAAUGAUCCGCUAUCCUUGGACGGUCCAGCAUCGCUGCCUAUGCCUGUGGAGGUGUCCGACAAAGAGUCAUUGGCGCCCUUCUUUGCUCAUUUGGGUAACGGCGGCACUCAUGAGCCUGCUUCUAACCCGUCCACAGCAACUUCCAGCACCACAGGCACUGAGCCGUACUACAAGAUCGAGCUCAUCGAGUUUGAGAAAGGUGCACUAUACUCAGAUGGGCGUGUCGAUCUCUGCAAAAUGGCCACCGGUCCACGCAAUAUCCAAGAUUUGAUGGACUCACUAAAAAGCAACACAUUCUCGAAACAUUUCUUGCUCGGCAAUAACAUCAUUGGCCCAGUAGGUGCUCAAGCCAUCGCCGACUCUAUUGUUGACCAGCCGGACCAAUUUGAGACCUGGUACCUUGCUGGUAAUUGUAUAGAUGGUGCCAGCUUCUCCAUACUAGUCGACAGCAUGGUCCAGUCUACUGCCAUUACCAACAUCUGGCUCAAACGCAAUCCGCUUAGUCCUCAGGUGGCCGAGGACGUCUUCCGCUUGAUUACAAGAACUGUCAAGCUGCGAACUCUCGAUCUUGACCAGACAGAGCUGGGUGAUGUCGGCGUGGCCAAGCUGUUUACUUUGCUCGCUGCCCACAGCGAGCCUACCGCACUCCUUCACAUCUAUCUCAAUGCUAACGGCAUCGGUGCUCGAGCGUGCAAGGCAAUAGCCGACUACCUCGCUACUCCGUUUUGCUCAUUGCAGUCGCUCUACUUGUCGAAUAAUCCUAUCGGGGACGAAGGUGCUGCUCACCUGGCAACAGGCGUACAGAACAACACUUCUCUGACGCGCUUGUCCUUACAGUCCUGUGGUCUGAGAACGGUGAUCAUUCUCGCCACUGCACUAUCCACGCACCCUAGUAUCAGCACGAUCGAUCUUGGCCAGAGCUAUGCGACUGAGGAUCUUGGUAUGCGCUUCAAUUGGCUCGCAGCUGGGAACGUUCCCGCAAUCAUCAAUUUGAUUACGACCGCAACCCAGCUACGCUAUGUCAACUUGGCAUACUCACCCAUUCCGCAAUCACAACUUGACAGCAUAUACGCCGCGGCCUUGAAGUCGAAACUGAUCUGGUUCAAUGCCAAAGCCUUGGUCACGGGCGGUACAGACGUGGCCUCGGUCAAAGCAGGCCAGGAGCACGCUCGUCUGAACAGACGUGUUCGAGAGCACCUGCAUGCAAAUGUUCAGGAGCAGUAUGGCAUGGAUUAUGCCCGGUUCGAGGCCGAGCACAAACGCUUCCUAGUCUCGCCACUUGACGUGCGCUUCAUCGAUUCGGUGUAUCGCAAUCGUGAUGCUGGUCUGGCUCGCCGUGGCCUGAAACACCUGCGAAAAGCGUGGGACGAGACCGACGAUACCUUGAAGCUGGUGCAGAAGGGUACAUUCUAG
Messenger RNA from Recurvomyces mirabilis, 1809 nucleotides. RefSeq lists its product as uncharacterized. Gene Ontology annotation, biological process: cell migration; regulation of Arp2/3 complex-mediated actin nucleation. The record is from RefSeq and is a predicted model, not a curated record. Bases 1 to 1809 code for a protein of 602 amino acids. Gene Ontology annotation, molecular function: protein binding. Gene Ontology annotation, cellular component: lamellipodium; plasma membrane. The transcript is spliced from 2 exons. Lineage: Eukaryota; Fungi; Ascomycota; Dothideomycetes; Mycosphaerellales; Teratosphaeriaceae.